Nylanderia fulva is the source of this 9826-nucleotide messenger RNA. RefSeq lists its product as uncharacterized. NCBI's taxonomy places the organism in Eukaryota, Metazoa, Arthropoda, Insecta, Hymenoptera, Formicidae. Gene Ontology annotation, molecular function: DNA binding; chromatin binding. Gene Ontology annotation, cellular component: nucleus; chromocenter. The record is from RefSeq and is a predicted model, not a curated record.
UCUCCGCUAGAUAACGCCACUGUCGCGAAGCGAUGCGCUCGGGCCGAUGUUUUUAGCGAUGUACUUAGUGACGUGCGAGUGGCCCCGAGAGACAGCCGUCGGCUGUCGCAGAGGUUUCUGGGUAUGCGGUGGGAGCCAUAUUUUUCCAAUAUCAGUUACGCGAAAAACAGCGUAGAGUACGGCACAGCAUCUGGCAGGCAUGGCAUUUUGAUCGGCGGUGCCGCGCGGGCUCUGUCUCUCGGUCGGUGGUGAGUGAUCGCGCGCGUUACUUCCGCAAGGACAACCCAUCGGAAUCGGAGGCGCGAGUCGUCGCGAGCGUCGCGCGCGACCGUCACGAGAUAUAUAAUAAUAAUCGACCGACGUAUGUAUAUAUAAGCGAGACGUGAGAGAAGCGAGAAGUGAGAGCGCGGACCGCGCAGGUGUUCGGCUCGGCAAAGAGGGUUAGUUAACUUAACCCGAGUUCGUAGUAAUAGUAGUAGUGAUGAUGAUAGUGGUGGUAGUAGUAGUAGAGUAAUAGUGGUCGUUGGUAGUGGUGGUCGCGGCACGAGGCAGUGGUAAUGGUGGUGGUGGUAAAAGAGUGGCGGUGGUGGUGGUGGUGGUCGUGAUGCUGCUGCUGCUGCUACUGCUGUGACGAUGACACAGCGUCAUAACACGACGUUCGUCCGUCCGUGCGCGAUUUAACCCGAAUCGUUACGCCGGCGGUGUGUAUGUUGAUUUUUUUUUCGCCCCGUUUCGUACGGCGAGCGCGUUCGCGCCAUAUUACCGAUCGAGCGCCGACUUCAGGCGACUCGAGCCGAGUCGCGUCCGGCGCGAUUAAACCGCGUUCAGUCGUUCAGUGUCGAGGGAGAUGGCUCGCCGCCCGGUCGCGGGAUCGUGACGCUCCGCGAGAAUCGUGUGUACGUUCGAAUUAUAUAUAUAUAUAUAUAUAUAUAUACAUACAUAUGUAUAUAUAUAACGCGACGUGUCGUUUCCUCGUUCGUUCAUUCGUUCGUUCCUUCGGCGAGAAAAUGCUCCCUACAUCCGAUGACACAAUCGAGUGCGCGUCUUGGAAAUGUAACGCGAUACGAGACGAAGUGCGGCGUAUGUGAGUGAAAGAAACACGACUCGGACCGUUGACACGAUCGGUAGUGGUGUGUUGACUCUCGUAUUUUCUGUCAUCGCGUCCUUCGCAUACCGAUUUUAGAUUCCUCGCGACGCAGUUUUCGCGGAAAGUGCGCGGGUGUGCGAUUUCGUGAGCCGUUGCUCGUCGAUUUUCGAAUUGGUAGGAGGGAAGGGGGAGUUUGGUGGGUGGCGUGGACCGUCACCUUGAAUCGUGCUCAAGCGAAACCUUGCGCUCUCUCUCUCUCUCUCUCUCGGAGACGUAAUUCCCUCCGAUAGACAAGCGGCUCGCCUACGCGCCGCUAUGAGAGUUUCGAGUGAACUUGGCGGCAGGAGUGGUCGCGGCGACCUUGCUUACGAUCGGAGUGAACAUGCCGCGUAACGGCUUCGCGACGCGGCAAAAGGAUUCGGCGUUCGGCGUCGUCGGAUCAUCGCGAGACGACGGGCGUUUUUAGAAGUGAAGGACGUCAGAAUUCUCGAUGGCGGCAUCUCGAAUUUCGAUCGCGUUCGCGAGUGUCGACGUAUCCCGAGCUGCGACAUUUUGACGAGCCGUGCAUCUACCUUCCAGGGAAGAAGGAGGGGAGACGAAGACGAGGAAAAGAAGGAGAAAACGCAAGGAGUCGUCGAGGAGGUUAGAUGAAGAAAGCCAUUGACCGGCAGCGACAGAGUUGUCCUACGCCAAAACACGCGUCGGUUUCGAGUUAUGUCGCGCUACGUCGAGUGUAGAAACGCGGAGAAACACAACGGGACGCGGAACGACGACGGCAUCAUCAUCAUCAUCGGCAAACGACAUCAAAGGUCAUCGUCAUCGUCGAGCGCGUGAGGAUCGCGCCGCGGAGGAUGCGGCAGUACCCGUCGCCGGUGUCUCCACGUAGGCGAGCUACGUGCCACGUUGUGCCAGUGAUGUUGUCGUGGGUGUCGUCGGGGUCAUCCGCAGCGCUGCUGGACCUGGACAAUGGCCGGCAAGCCUGAGCAGCCGUCCACGCUCCCUGCUCCCCCGAGUCAUCAGCAUCAUCAGCAACAUCAUCAGCAACAUCAUCAAGGGCAACAAUCGCGGCAGUCGCAGCAACCCCAGCAGCAACAAGCUAUACAGCAAAACAGCGUUCUAGUGUACGUGUCGGGGGAGAAUUUCGCGUACGCCACGGCGGUGGGUCAGAAUGUCGCCGCGACCGCUGCUGCCGCUAUCGCGGUCGGUUAUCAAUCGCAGCCGCAGCAGCAGCAUCAGCAGCAGACGACGCAAUACGCCGGCAUUCUGCAGGCGCCGCAGGUGGCGACGGCGCAGGCGGCUGCGACGACCUUUCCCGCCAAAACCGCCGUAUACUGCGCCGACGGCAGUGGCGGCGGAGUCAACGUAGGGAAUAACGUCGCCAGCCCCGCGAUAAGCUGUUGCCGUCUCAAGUCGUCCCUGGAAACGACCGCGUCGACGACCACGACGACGACAACGCCGGCGUCAACGACGGUAAAUAGCAGCGCGGAUGGCAGCGAGUCCAAGCGAGCCUCUUCCUCUCUGCUCGUCAACGAGGAGGACGAGGAAGACUACGCGAUGCUGUAUCGACAGGCCAAUCUGGGGCAAUCGACUACGUGCACCACGGCGGCGAUGACGACGAUGAUGACGUCGCGGGAGAAUAAACAAGGCCCGGAGACCGGGGGAGACUCGAGCGAUGAUCUGAUGGGCUCCAAGACGUAUCAGACGCGGCUCGGCGACGUGUACUCGGCAAGGAUGAGCAGCGGGGACGUCGGUAAUCUCCUCGGGGACGACGCUUGCGUCGCUUACGGUGCCUCCACGCCCGGUAGCAACGGUAUCGUGCUUCAAAACGGCGAGCAACAGGCUGUGGACGACAAGGGCCGGCAGCAGGACAAUUUCGAUAAUCAGCAGGCCGCUUCCUCGUCGGCGACGAGCGCGACGACGGUUCUCGGGGUCGGUGAGAUCGGUAGUGCGGUGAUCGGUGCUUGCGAUUCGGUGCGAUCCGACGAGUCGUCGACGACCUACAGCAGCCUCAGCAGCCCUGACGAGAGUCAGAGUCAUCAGCCGGUGCCGAUGCCGAUGCCGGGACAGCACGACGGUGCUCUGUCGACGAGCAACAAUCAUCCCGGUGGUGGUAGUGCGUGCGCGCAGCAGGCUGCGCGUCAGCAGCCACCGUUGCGUGUCAACGCUAAUAACAAUAACGGUAGUAACGGUGUGCAGCAUAACGCGGUGGUGUUGACAAUGAACGGCAGUGCAGUGAUUACGCAGCAGCAACAGCAACAACAGUCGCCGGCGAUCACCGUGCCACGUGGAUGGAAAAGGAUAUGCACUAACGGGGUCAUCAUCUACAUAAGUCCAAGCAGUACGGCGCUGGGUUCGCUGGACCAAUUGAAGGAGUAUUUAACGACAGUGGGAACCUGCAAAUGCGGUCUCGAGUGCCCGCUCAGACCCGAGCAGGUCUUCAACUUCGAUCCCAAGGUUGCGACACGACCUUGGAGCCCGGAUCAGGGCAAGACGCGCGAGAUGACCAAGCUCUGCAACCAUAAGAGGAAACUUCUGCUGCCGGCCGCGGCCUCCAGUCCUGUUGCGUCCUGUACACCGGCGGUCUCGUCGUCGACUUUAUCUUCUGGCCCGACAACGACCUCGAUUCACGCGAAUGCCGAUUCGCCCACGUCGCCGGAUAAAACCAGAAAAGAUGGUCACAGCAAGAAGAAGAAGAGAAAACUGGGAGGCAUAGGCGGCAUUUAUUCCGGCGUCUCGGUUUCGCAACUUCUGGCACCGGAAAGAGCUAUCGCGGUAGCGGCAUCUGGAGUUCAAGGUUCACCGGUGCCUAAUGGAUCGCAGGUAUGGCCAAUCGCGAUCCCAAAUCUGCAAGUCCAGCAAAACGGCCAACAAAUCUGUCAUCAGUCUUUAAAUUCGCCUUCUCAGAAUCAUGAUGUGAACAAUUGUGCGAGAAAUCCUCAGCAGAGGUUAAAUCAACACAAUAUGUCGAGCAUGCUGAUGAACAAUCCGCUGAUAAUGAAUCAGCAGAAUACAAAUUAUAAUAAUAUGACUCAACAACAGCAACAGCUUUUACAACAACAGCAGCAGCAACAACUUAUCCUACAACAACAGCAACAACAUCAACAGCAGCAACUCAUUCAGCAGCAUAUAUCACAACAACAACAAUCGCAGCAGUUGUUACCACAUCAGCAGCAGCUGCAACAUAUGCAAAUCUUGCAGCAGCAGCAGGAACAACAGCAGAACACAAUGGUGAAUCAAUUAGCGCAGCAACAAGCUCCACAUUAUAUAAAUCAGCUGAAUCAACAGUCGAUGCACGUGAUGCAACAACAGCAGCAACAGCACUUGAAUUCGCAGCAGCAACAGCAACUGCAUUUGCAGCAAAUUCAAAAACAUAAUAUGCAACAACAGCAGCAGCAGCAUUUGACCCAGGAAGUAGAUCAAUCACAAUCGACAAAUUACUCCCAGCAUCCUGUAGAAAAUUAUGUACAUCAUGUGCAGUCACCGCAGGUGUCGAAUCAAGCUCUUCAUUCGCAAUUGCAUCAAGUUCAUCAGCAUCAGAUGCAGUCGCAGCAACCCCAACAGAAUCAACAUACUAUGCAACCACAAUCAACGGAUCAUUUUCAAAUGCAAAUUCAGCAGCAGCUACAACAACAGCAACAACUGUCGCAAGUGUGUAUUCAACCACAGUAUCAAAACCAACAGCUAAAUCAUCAUUCUGUAGACGUUAUGCAACAGCAAAAUGGCUCCAUUAUGACUAACAUCAAUGCUACCGACAUUCAGAAUAGACACAAUAGAGCACCAUCAAUUAAUGAUGAAGAUCUAAAUGCAAAACAAUUACAACAACAACAGCAGCAGCAGCAGCAGCAACAACAACAGCAGCAGCAGCAGCAGCAGCAGCUUUUGCUACAUAAUCAUUCAAUGCAGCGACAUCACGUAGUUCAAAAUGGCUUGCCAAACAAUCCUCACGAGAAUGUUCAACGGAUGUACCCACAGAACCAAGUACAAUAUCCGAUGAGGAACUUUGAUCCUUCGAAAGGAACGAAUGCGGAUGCAAAGAUGGGACAUCAACAGCAGUUCGUUCUAUCCAAUCACACGGGAAGAAGCCCGAACGCCACUCACGCUGUCGAGGCGCAGCAGUCUGGUAUGGGACCAAACGGGCAACCCGGCAAUAUACAUUUUAACAACAGAACACCACCGUGGCAACAAAAUCGUGCUGCAACUGUAUCCCAUCAACCGUCCCUCGUAACAGUGCAGAAUAUCAAUUCGUUUGAUCGCGUGCCACCACUUCAUCAUCACAUUCCACAGCCCUCCAAUUGGACGGAUGAGGCCGCGCGGAAGAAAGCAAAGUCGAAUAAGAUAGUAGUGAAAAAGCAACGGCAGCACAGUGUCGCAGAGUCAUCCAGAACAAAUAAUAACGGACUAGAACAUUCAGCAUCAAGUCCAGUAGAUGAAUUUAGUGAGAAGAAUCAGCAGAAUAAUAGUCAGAUAGGUUCAACAUUCAAUAGCAGCGGUCCUUCGUUCCUAGAGGAUCCCAGUGGAUACCUCGCCCAGCAAACGGCGCUGUUAAACAGUACAAUAUCGAGGCAGACUGGUGUCAGUAGCUCUCAAGUGAGCAUGUUAAACAACAAUCCAAAAGCGUCGCCUCAGGCCAAUCACGGCAUGCAUGUCUCUAACACCUAUAAUUCUCAACCAAAGCCUUCCUCUAUCGCCAGUCCUACGAGUACCUCGUCGUCGUUUGCUUCCGUAAAGAAUCACGCGACUUCGCCGGUUGUCGUACACAGCAGUAUGACACCGACAUCGAGCAACAACAGCACGGAUUCCGAGAGCAGUCCGUGUCAAGGCUGUGCCACUAUCGCUGAUACGCAGUCUUACAUUCAGGAUCAAUAUAAGCAACAGAUGCAACGACAGUACCUGAUGAACACGGAUCAGCGCGAGGAUCCUGUCACGUCGUCUACGUUUAGUGAACGAUAUCAAACGAGUAAUCAACAGCAAAUUGAUUCCAGACCGAUACAAGGCGGUACUGUGAGCACCAGUCACGGAUCUCCUAUUGGUACGAAUAGUCCAGCUAAUUCAGAUACACCGGCUGCUUCAACGCCCGGAAUCUCGCAACCGGCAACCCCGCAGAGCCUUAUCUCGUCGCAACCAGCGACACCGCAUAGUUACUCGCAACCGCCGACGCCUCACUCACACGUAUCGGGCCAAAUGUCAUCGCAAAUGCUAACUCCGCAAACGCCGUCGCAAUCAUUGAUUGGUAGCAAUAUUCAAGAACAAAGAUCUGAGACUCCUAGUUCCGGCACAAUGAGUUCCAGCUGUAUUCCACCCAGCACGUCGCCGUCUCAGACGUCUUCCCCCGCAUCGGAUAAUUUAACGUCUCAGGUGAAACGACAAAUAACGACUAGGCAAAAUUCCUUGGACGGCUAUCAACCUCAUCCGCAUACCAUAAAUGCGGUUUCCAGGAUAUCUAUGAACACUUUCGGCGGAACAUCGUCCGUGAUAACAACCAUGGCUAGCGGUCAUACAGUCAGCAGUAAUACAAUUACGUCUGUGUUAGCUGGAAGGGCAAAUACCGCUACCGUCUCCAUAAACACACCAUCUGCGAUACCGAAUCCCGCUAUACCCAAUCUUUUGCCGAAUAAACCGCAGCAUCAAGCGCAAUCCACGACAUUGACGAAUAUGCCAGUUACGACUCAUUCCGCUGUUCCUCAUAGUCAACCUUCCACGAUGAGCGUGUCUAAGUCUCCGCUUGAAAUGGUUCAAAGCGUUGUUAGUAGCAUACAAGUACCUCAGACAAGUACGAAUUCGUUGCAACAGCAAACUCAGCAGCAGCACCAGCAGCAGCAGCAACAACAACACCAGCAACAACAUCAGCAGCAGCCACAACAGCAGCAUCCUCAGGCCAACGUUCAAGUUCAUAAUGUUCUCACUUCUGGUGGUAUAUUAAAACAUUCUGCAGGAUCGACGCUACCGCCUGGUCAUAUACUGGUGUCUAGCGGCGGUCAACUUAUUAUGGCGAGUACUGGGUCAGCUAUCAAUGGCGUGAUGGCGCCUCCUCCACCGAAAAUAAUUUCCAAUGCCAGUUCUAUGCCACCGUUGUCGGUAUCGCCAAUGGUCACCAGCGUAACCGGAGCUGUCAGCCAAGUGAUUCCUGCAGUAGGUGUAGCCCAACAAGUGAUAGGGCAACCAACAGUUCUCGUCAAUACAAUUCAAACACCAGUGUUGAUUCAACCUGGCGUGAUGACGAUGGACGGCAUAAGUCAGAACGUGCAGAUACCGCAUCUAACAGUCGCUACCGGCAACGUUAUACAAAACACUCAGUCGAUCCUCGAUGCGAAUCAAGAUGUAUCUAGGACCGUCAAUGCCAACCAAGGUAUGACGAUGAAUCGACAGCCAGCAUUACUGUCGCCGGAAUCGGCGAUGACCAAGAAGAAGACGUAUAAAAAACGGAAAGCGAAUCCGCAGACUGUGGCGUCGAUGCUACACAUCGCCUCGUCCCAGCAGAAUGCCGGUAUGCUGAUGCAAUCGCAGUCGAACUUUGCGCAGCAGAACUUUCAGGCUCAAAGUAUAGGCGGGCCUAUGCUUCAGGCACUGACUAUCGUACCUGGCAAAGGCGGAGCACCGGCACAGUUAGUUAUGAACGGUCAAACUGGAGCGGCAUCUGCGCAAUUUAACACUCAGCAAAUAAUCACGAAUCCUCAACCGGCUCAGCAAAUAAAUCUACUUCAACCGGUGAAUUUAUUGAACAGCGCGACCGGGAUGGUUCAGAAUUUCCCUACUAUUCAGCAGUUUAUCGUGCCCGGUUUAGGUAGUAUGGUCAUGUCUGCUGAUGGAACAGCUACGUUGCUGCAGGAUACGGGUAACAUCGGAAUGCAACUUCAGAUACAGAACGUCAACGGCCAGAAUGUAUUGACGCCGGUACAGAGCCACGGUAGUAUAUUCAAUCCCAGUCAAAGUAUAUUAGCUGCUGGUCCAGCCGGUAUGGUAAUACGAGCCCCACAAGCGACCAGUGGAAAAAUAAUUCAGCAGCAUAGUCCUGGAGCACAAUUUCUUUCACCGAACAGCGGCCAAUUUCUGGUGAACGGAACAACAUCUUUCGGGAAUCAACUGAGCCCGAUAGUAGCGAAUGUCAGCCCGAAUCAGCAAGUGACAUUUAAUGCCUCGCAAGUGAGACCGCCAAACAUGCAAGGUCAACAAGAGUUUAUACAGAUGAAUGGACAAACUCUUAUGGUACCUUGUGCUACCGCGCAGAACAUUGCAGUUUCUUCAGCAUCGAAUCAACAGAACACAACGUUCGUCCAACAGAACACGACGAUCGUGCAGCAGCAAACGACUAUGGUGUCAAACAAUCAGAUACCAAAUUUUCAAAGCGCAACUUCUAACGGUGGACAGACGGUUGAACCUUCUUUAAAUCUCGAUCACAAUCAAUCAUAUAUUCUGAGUUCCGGUAUGAUUCAGGGGAAAACAGCAUCAUCCUCUCCUAAGAGCGGAGUAAAUUCGCCAUCUUCCGACCAGAAUAUCGAGCAGCAGCAAUAUGUACUAGCUAGUAGUAGCACAACCGUUGUGGAAAAAACGGCUCAACAAAAUGAGCAACAUAGUCCGCUUAUGGCAAGGCAUUCAGUAUCGACGCAAACUGCUGGAAAUCAAACCAAUGUAGCGCAAUCGGCGAUGAUGCGACAAGGAUCACCACCAGACACAACUACUCAUAGUCCAGGAAAUAGUCAGAGGUCCAAUAGUCCGGCCGUGGACACUACUACACACGGUGCAGCUUCGCCAGCGCCUCCAAUCACCGCUAGACACCACUCGUCAUCUACGCCUAUGGUUCAUUGCGUCUCGAGCAGCGAACCUGAUUCGGGUGAUGCACAGGUAGCAUCGGAGGAUUGGAGAAUGCAGGGUAUCGCCACCAAGGAGAUCACGUUAAAUCAACCGAGCUUGCACGGAAAAACUUACGUGGAGUCGACAGUGACCACUGGGAUCCAGAUCUAUACGUCAGAGACGUUGAAGCAAGCCGAAGGUGUGGUGAGCACGGUGAGGUGCGAGGGCAGGGAACAUGCCCUCGGCCGCGGAAUCAAGCGAAAGCUGGACUCCAUCCAUUCCAUGCAUUCUACUCUGCAUGAAGACCAAGAUGUAGCCGAGACAAAGGACUUAGACGACGGAAACCAGUGGAAACUGAUGGUCGGUGACCUAGUGUGGGGUGCAGCAAGAGGAAGUCCGGCCUGGCCGGGAAAAGUCGAGUCUUUGGGCCCUCCGGGUACUAUGACAGUUUGGGUCCGGUGGUACGGGGGCGGGGGUGGUCGCACCCAAGUUGAAGUCAAGGCCCUCAAGUCCCUCUCCGAAGGCCUCGAGGCGCAUCAUCGCGCCCGUAAAAAAUUUAGGAAAAGUCGUAAAUUGAAUAUGCAAUUGGAAAAUGCGAUACAAGAGGCGAUGGCGGAACUGGACAAGAUGACAGAGGCCUCCAGCGAGCAGAAAGAGACGAAAAAAUUGGCCAGGGUGACGCCGGCAACCAGCUCGAAGGGUAUCAAUGGCGCCGGCAAAUCGGAGGCCAAGAGAUCGUCGAAGAGGGCUAUCAUGGACCAUGCCAAAGCCGAACAGAAACAAUGUCGGUGAUCCGUGUUGAUCAUUGUUGUUUAACGUGUGACACAGUGCAAACAUCCGCGCGAGAUCGACAAUGUUGUUUGUCGUAAAUCGUCAAGUAUCGAGGAUCUUCGUUGCGCGGAAAUGUAAUUCUUAGCCAGCUUUUCGUUUAAUAAAUUAUUAAUAAAUUCA